CUGGCACUUAUCACCCCCCAUACUCCUCUGUUAACGACAGGGGUGUAGACAAGCCGUUCAUUUGCGGAAGUGUGGGUCCAGGUUUUAAACAAGAACGCAACAACAAAGGGCAUCAUUGGAAAGUCGUGGAAAUACGAUAUCUAUCGCAAAGCCAUACCUAUUCAGUUGGUUGCUCCAAACUUGACGCUCACCAUGGCUGCUGCGGAACCCGUCUACAGUCCAACAACAGUUUCAGAGACCAUAUCCAAAAAGUGGUUAAUUGUACCAACAGAUAAUUUGGAUAAAGUCAGAUGUUUGAUAAAGGUGGUUGAAGUGCUCCUGUCGUUUGUGGCCUUCAUUCUUGAAGAGGUAGUGACGAAAUGUAUGAGCUGCUCUUCGCUGUACUUCUUUGAGUUUGUCAGCUGCACAGCCUUCCUCUUCACAACUCUCCUCCUCAUCCUCCUCGCUACCACCCUGCACAAGAGAGUGGGCAUCAGCUGCUGGCCCUCCCUGGACUUUGUGUACACAGCUUUGAUGGCUGCAUUCUUCCUCAUCGCCUCCAUUGUGUUUGCCUCAGAUAAUGGUGGAACUGACCUGGAGAAUGCUGCUGUGGCAUUUGGCUUCCUGGCCACUGUGGCAUUCCUGGUGGAUGCUGGCUGGUUUGUGAAGACCAGGGGUUUUCCUUUUAAAAAGACCAACCAGCAAGCAGCAAGCAACGGCGGGGCCCCCGUGGCAGAGGCUGAGAAACUCAACAGGGAACAGAACGAAGCAGACUAGGCCCAAGGAUACCUAAACGAGUAACACUGGUAUCUCUUUGUCCCACAUUUACACACGCAAACAAGCAACACAAUAAGACUAUCAGAGGGCCACCUUAUAUCUGCUUAAAGGAAGGAAAGAAAUCUCCAGUAGUUUUAACAUCUUAUUCAGAGCUUUUAUUCUCAGCAGUGGGACCAUUUUUGUAGGAGCCAUGGCCUGUGCUGUAUACAUUCUGUUUCCUUGGACCAUGGACCUGCUUGGAAUGGGACCACUCAUUGA
This is a messenger RNA of Salmo salar (Atlantic salmon), 1014 nucleotides long. Its product is annotated as CKLF-like MARVEL transmembrane domain-containing protein 6. Lineage: Eukaryota; Metazoa; Chordata; Actinopteri; Salmoniformes; Salmonidae. Gene Ontology annotation, cellular component: membrane. The record is from RefSeq and is a predicted model, not a curated record.